CGAGCACUGGGAACAACGCCUCCCAGACGAGGCAUUGUCAUAGAGGGCGGGGGCUGAAGCUGUCGGGGACACUCUGGGAGCAGGGCUAGGGCCAAGGCUCGACCCCUGGGAGGUGCCCGGGCUAGUAACUGCCCUCGCCACAUGGACGUCCUUCGCGGUCCGUGCAGCCCAGUCCCACUCACCCCCACCCCACGCGACCCUAGCAUCUUGGAGUUGGGGGACUACAGGGCCAGUAAGUGCUACUUUGAGCUGUUUGCGGCCGCUGUGGGCGAUGUGGAAUGGCUGCGGUUCUGUCUGAACCGGAAUCGCGGGGAAAUCUCAGCCGACAACAAGGGCUUCACUGCCAUCCACUGCGCAGCCGAGGAGGGCAAACUUCAGUGCCUCCACGUCUUGGUAGAGGAGUACCAAUUUCCAGUAAACUUGACCACCCGAAAUGGUCAGACCCCUCUGCAUCUGGUCAUUAACAAGGACAACAAGACUGUGGCACUCCCCUGCAUUUACUACCUGCUCCAGAAAGGAGCAGCCAUUAAUAGCCAGACAAAAAGUGGCUCCACACCCCUGCACCUGGCAUCCCGUGAAGGAAUGCUGAGCUGUGUGAAGUACCUGGUACAGAAUGGUGCCAAUGUCCAUGCCAAAGAUGCCGCCGGUUGCAAGCCCAUUGACUACUGCAAAAUAUGGAACCGUCGUGCCUGUGCCCGGUUCUUAAAGGAUGCCAUGUGGAAACGGGACAAGAAGGAUUUUGCCCGUGAGAUGGGGAAACUGAAGCACCUCAAGGAUCAGCUGAUCGUCAUGGAACACAACUACCUGGCUGAGUAUCAAAAAGAACGCCAACUUCUGAGAGAAGCUGAUUUCAGGAAGUGGCUCCAUUCCAAGCUGCCGUACCAAUGCCAUAGCCUGGUCCACAAAACCAGGGAAGAGGAGGAUGAUGUCCCACCUUUGAGUACUGCCCUCUCCAAGACUCAAAAAUCCCAGAUUUCUAUGAGCUUCCAUCCUUCCUUGGAGGAAUAUCUGCAAAUUAUAUCACAGCGGGUGGUGCCUGCCAAGCCCAGCUACCAGAAGCCUAAUAUCAAACAGCCCAGCACGUGGAAUAUUAGCACUAACCCUUCCAGACCACCUACCACCGAGAUUGGAAGCCCGCAGGGAAUCCGCCUGGGCGUGCACCCAGACCCGUGCUUGGAGCACGACUUCCAGGACUUUCUGGAAGUGACUCCAGACCCUACUGGUGGAGCAUGGCUGCAAACAGUGGACGGCCACUGGGUGGCGCCCGUGCCCAAGUUGCCUUAUGAGGUGAUAGUCCGAGUUCUGUACCCAAGAGCACAGCCACACAGGAUGAAGGUGCCCCAGGGCCUUUAUCCCAUCAACAUACUGGAUGUGCCCAAGAAGCAGCACUUCAGUGAAGACACCUUCCAGGCCAAUGCUCUGGUCAUGAACCUGCGUGAGAUAUUUGAUGAAGCCUUCCUGGCAGCCAUGGGAGCUCAUCAGGGGUCCCCUGACCUGCCUUCCCCCCAAGGCCCUCCAUAAAGUUAUUCUGGUGGCCUCUCUACCUGAGAAAAAACCA
Messenger RNA from Ictidomys tridecemlineatus (thirteen-lined ground squirrel), 1558 nucleotides. RefSeq names its product ankyrin repeat domain 53 (gene Ankrd53). Gene Ontology annotation, biological process: regulation of mitotic cytokinesis; regulation of mitotic spindle organization; positive regulation of microtubule polymerization. Gene Ontology annotation, cellular component: spindle pole. The record is from RefSeq and is a predicted model, not a curated record. Lineage: Eukaryota; Metazoa; Chordata; Mammalia; Rodentia; Sciuridae. Gene Ontology annotation, molecular function: protein binding.